Drosophila innubila is the source of this 1904-nucleotide messenger RNA. RefSeq names its product transmembrane protein 161B (gene emei). The record is from RefSeq and is a predicted model, not a curated record. The transcript has 6 exons. Bases 154 to 1653 code for a protein of 499 amino acids. Lineage: Eukaryota; Metazoa; Arthropoda; Insecta; Diptera; Drosophilidae.
UUCCAGCUCUAAUUCCGGACGAUUUGACACAAAUCGUACAAUUUACACUAAUUCUUUUAAUCCGGAAACAUGAAUUAAUUAACACAUUAAUUACCACAAUUUAUAACAAAGGCCAACCACCAUUCAACAUACAAUACAUUGCGACAUAAAAUCAUGGCUGUAUUGGGAGCUCAAUUGGUUAUAACACUGGUUAUGGUCAGCGUCAUACAGAAGCUGAGCCCUCAUUAUUCAUUUGCCAAAUGGAUAUUGUGUCGCACCGGACUCUUCCGAUACCUGCAUCCUACGGACGAUGAGCUCCGCACAAAAGGGGGCGUGCCCAAAGAGCGUCCAGCCAAGAGCAAACAUAAGCAGCAGAACGGGAUUGGCAAUGGCACUGGAUUAUCUCAGUUUCAUAUACCCCGCAGCAUAGAAGUGGAGCUGGAGACGUCGCCAGUGCUGGAACGUGAUGUGGUGCAUCUGCGUUACUUUACCGAAUACCAAUGGCUGGUGGAUUUUAGUGUCUAUGCAGGCAUCGUUUAUAUGUGCUCGGAAAUAUUUCAUUAUUUCUAUCCGUUGAAGCAGGAGAUUAAUUUAAGCAUGGUAUGGUGCCUGCUAGUUAUCUUCUUUGCCCUGAAGCUGUUGUCUUCCCUCACCGUGUUGUACUUCCAAAGUGAAGAAUCAAUUGGAGAGCGCUCCAUGGUGAUAGUCGCCUGUCUUGUGUACUUGUUAAUUGCCAUGAUAGUGCUUAUCAUUGAUGAGCGUAUACUGGAAACCGGCCUGGAGGAUGCCUAUACUAGCUUCAAUGCCAGCGCCUCCAAAUUCCUCACCGAUCAGGGUCUGCCGUCAUCUGGUCCAGCCUCCAAAAUUGUGGUCAAAUUCUUUCUGGCCUUGAGCUGCGGUGUGCUGGGCUCCCUUUUCACCUUUCCUGGUCUGCGAAUGGCAAAAAUGCAUUGGGAUUCUCUGAAAUACUGCCGUGGCAAUCGCAUCUUACAAAUACUUUUAAAUCUUAGCUUUGUCCUGCCCUUCAUCCUGGUCAUACUGUGGAUUAGACCAAUUAGUCGAGACUAUUUGACGGUGCGUGUCUUCGAGGGAAUGGAACAACCUCUAUUGAAGCCACAUGUUUUCGAAACAUUGCGUCUGCUGCUGGUGAUCUUUGUAGUUAUAAUGCGAUUUGCACUGAUGCCCAUCUAUCUGCAGUCUUAUCUGAAUUUGGCCUAUGACAAAAUACUGGAUCUGCGUAAAGAGGCGGGUCGGAUUACCAACGUCGAGUUCCAAAAAAAGAUAUCCUCAAUUUUCUACUAUCUAUGUGUUGUGACCUUGCAGUUUGCUGCACCACUCAUUUUAUGCCUCUAUCUGACACUCAUGUACAAAAGCCUCGGUGGAUUCAGUUGGGCAGGUAUCUACAAGGAGAGCGUUGUCCUACAGCAUGAAUGCGCUGCCGACUCGGAAAUGGCUGCGUUGUCAGAUGCCAACCCUGACCCCAAUAAUGAGAGGGAAUUUAAUAUUUUGGAGUCCGCACAGUCCUUGCAGGCCUCAUUCGCUAGUCUCAAAAAUGUGUUCUCCACGGAAGUGUAUAAGGGAUUUCUUGGCUUUGCCACCUGGUGGAGCUAUUUUACCCUCUUUGCAACCUCCUCGCUGGGCAUCGUGUACCAGUCGUAUUUCAAUAAGACAUAAAUGACGCCAUCAAACACACACCCGCAUUAACCAAAUUCGCUGAAGUUCUCUACACUUGGCACCAAAGGCACCACCCAUAUAUUAUUGUAGAAUUCAUGUUUUCUCUUAAACUCGUUGAUAUUGUUUUUCUUUAUAGUCAAGCCAUAGCUCUUGUGAACUAAUUGGUUACUCUCAUGUAUUGUAAAUAAUACUAAUUUAUAUAUGAACUAUUGUUUACAAAGUUUGUAGUAAACUUUUUAAAUUAUAAAAAA